AUGGAGAAAGUAUGGUUCACCCUCCGCCAAACCGACUACCCCGCCCCUCCCGAAGAAGCCCUACUCUCCGGCCACCAUGCCCGGAGUGACUUCACCACGUCCGACUCCGGCAAUGCACCCUCCAUAACCCUAGGCCACAUCCUCCCCUCCCUCCGCCACCUCGACAAUCCCCUCAACGGCCACAACCUCCUCCCUUUUCCCAUCCGCAUGCAUGUCUACCACACUACCACCGCCAACUUCGUCUGGCAUUCGACCGACCAGGCCGAUAGAUCUACUGCGCUGAAGUUGGGGGCGCCGAUCGCCAGUGCUGUAACUGGGGGCGCUACCCCGGGGAUGAAGUACAAUCUUGCAUUUAAGCAGACCGUGGAGAAGUACGAGGAGUACGAACGCCUCGAUACGUAUAUUGUGACUCCGACGAGAGGGGACGUUACCGGACUCGCGACCGUGACUGCCACGAUCGAGCUUGCGCGCCGAGACACCAGCAGGAGCGAAGGAACGCAUCAGUCGGAUUUUGUGUGAGCGGUGCGGUUGGCGAAGAUACAUAAGGGGUGGCUUGCGAGAAACUGGUCGCUGGAUCCGUACACCAAGGGAGCUUCGUGUGGAGUCGAGAAGGAAGAGGGAGAAGGGGAGGAUCUUGAUGUUGAGAAGGUGCUUACAGGAGAGGGACUGAGCCACUUCGAGAUUGUCACGGAUGGUGAGGCUGGU
Messenger RNA from Aspergillus japonicus CBS 114.51, 705 nucleotides. RefSeq lists its product as uncharacterized. NCBI's taxonomy places the organism in Eukaryota, Fungi, Ascomycota, Eurotiomycetes, Eurotiales, Aspergillaceae. The coding region runs from base 1 to 519 and encodes 172 amino acids. The transcript is spliced from 2 exons. The record is from RefSeq and is a predicted model, not a curated record.